Molecule: messenger RNA, 1899 nt
Organism: Exophiala spinifera
Lineage: Eukaryota; Fungi; Ascomycota; Eurotiomycetes; Chaetothyriales; Herpotrichiellaceae
Exons: 3
Coding region: 1-1899 (632 amino acids)
Biological process (GO): DNA-templated transcription; regulation of DNA-templated transcription
Cellular component (GO): nucleus
Molecular function (GO): transcription cis-regulatory region binding; zinc ion binding; DNA-binding transcription factor activity, RNA polymerase II-specific
Source: RefSeq, a predicted model, not a curated record
AUGGAGGCCGACAUAGAGGUCGGCGCAUCCGCCGCACAGGCGCUGAGGGAGUCUUUCGGUGACCGCAAGCCCAUCGACAUCAGCCGGAAGAUCACGGCCUGUGUGGCCUGCCGGAAACAGAAGAUCAAAUGUCACAUGACCGAUGGCACACCGCCAUGUACGCGAUGUAGGAAAAGGGGCUUGUCUUGUGUGGUGAACAGGAGUCUACAGAUGCUCUUAGAGGGCGAUGUGGCCUGGAAGGCCACCAUUGAACAGAAGCUACGACAACUCGAGGACAACAUAGGCAGGCUCAACCAACAGUGCAAUGUUUCCGCGUCAAAUGGUUCGACAUAUGUCAGUCCUCAGGAAAGCACGACACCGGCUCAAAUCCACGGAGCCAUGGGAGGAGCCAUAGCCGCCCCAGCGCAGCACCGUCAUCUACAGGAGAAGCAACAUAAUCAGCAAAGCUGGGAAGUUGUCAUGGACUUGAACAGAGGGCCCGGCGUCGUGCCUGCGUCCGUCGUCUCAGAGGUCUCCGACGCUUCGCCGAGUGCCUUCCGAACCCAAAUGGCUGGUGAGUUCGACAUCAUCCAUUGCGGGGUGAUCAGCAUGGUCGAUGCCGAAUCCUUCUUUACGCUGUACUAUCAACGGCUGGAUCACUUCCUUUACAGGAUCCUGGACGAACAUGAUUCACUGGCAAGCGUUAGAAAAAGCUCGCCUCUUCUGACGGCUGCAAUCUGUGCCGUUGGAGCCCUUCACACUCCGUCCUCGCACUAUCAAGCAUGCUACCAGCAUUUUGUCAAUUUGGCUUCGACAAGAAUGUUCUCAAAGAGGAACACUCAUGAUGACGUGAGGGCUCUCUGCAUUGGUGCAUUCUGGUUGAGUGAUAUUUCGUGGACAUUGGUUGGCACAGCCGCCCGUCUUGCUGGAGAACUGAACUUACACCGAUGUAUACCCAAAUCUCCGCAUGAGAAAAGGGCUUGCUACCUCCGCACACGUCUCUACUACCUCGUCUUUGUCUGCGACCAUCAUUUCUCCAUUACGUACGGGAGACCACCCCUGACCCGCGACUUCGGCUCAGUCACUCCGCCGAGUGAAUUCCUGAAAUCCGAUUUUGCCACCGAGGAAGACUCUCGACUGGUGAGCCAGGUUGAGAUCUGGACCAUCACUACUCGCGUCUUUGACCAGUUCAGCCUCGACCCCGAAGCUCACUUGUCCGGGCAUUUGACCCCACACAUUAGACGGCUGAGUAUUGCGCUGGAUACGUGGAGAGCAGACUGGCAGGAACGCUUUGGGUACAAUUCUUCGGUCGGUAACUACCCCCGCAAAGGAGUUGGCUUGCACUACCACUUCGCAAAACUAUAUCUGUGCUCACAUGUGUUUCGGCGGGCGCCUUCACCCAAUGACGAGCAACUCCAUCUCGACUCCGACCUGGAAGAAUUUGCGAACAUGGCCAUCCACUCUGCAACCUCAAUCCUAGCUGUGAUCGUUGCAGAUCAGGAAAUCCAAUCCUACAUUCAGGGACUGCCUGCGUACUUCGACACUAUGAUCGCAUUUGCAUUUGUUUUCCUAUUAAAAGUUACCAUCAAAAACCCAUUGAGCCUUCGAAUCGACAAAGAACCCAUCAUGGAGACUCUGGAAAGCCUGGUGGCAGUGCUGAAGAAAAUUACAGCAAGCAUGCACCCUCGGCAUUUGUUGACAAGCAUCGCGAGCAGCAUGCAAAAGCUCCUGGAGCGCUUCUCACAAGGAGAGGUCCCAGAACAACCUGUGGCUCCUGCUGGCCCAUCUGUUUCCUUCAAUCCCGACACCCAAUGGUUGAGUCCGACGGAUGCAAUGUUUCUUGAAAAUUACGACUUUCUGUACUCUCCUGGCGCGGAAUUUAACUUCGACUUCGACUUCAACUCAAUGCAGACACAUUAA